Molecule: messenger RNA, 1425 nt
Organism: Aureococcus anophagefferens
Lineage: Eukaryota; Pelagophyceae; Pelagomonadales; Pelagomonadaceae
Exons: 1
Coding region: 1-1425 (474 amino acids)
Molecular function (GO): protein binding
Source: RefSeq, a predicted model, not a curated record
AUGAGCGGCACGGUCCUGCGAGAGACGGCGGCCCAGGGCGACGCGACUUAUUUGCGGGAGCUCAUCCUCGGCGGCGGCAACCCGUGUUCCAGCGACGAGAACGGCCUCUGCCCGCUGCACUUCGCCACAUGGAACGGCCACGUCGAGUGCGUCGAGCUCCUCGUCGUCAACGAUCUGGGCGUCGCGAGCGCGCCGAGCGAGGAGGACUUAAAGAAGCUGCGCGCGAAGGAGGACUACGAGGCGCGCAUGGGCACGGGAAGCGCGCUCGCCGGCGGCGCGGGCCGGAUCACCAAGGUCUCCGAGGACGGCAGGGAGCGCGCCAAGGCCGCGCGGAAGCUCGACGAGGCGCGGCUCGCCGCGGAGCAGGGGUCCACGGUCAUCGGCGGGUCGCGCUACACGGGCAAGUCGCGGAACUGGCGCGAGGAGGAAGAGGACGCGCGGCGGAAGCAGGAGGAGGCGGAGGCGGAGAAGGAGAAGAAGAAGCCCAUGGUGUCGUGCAUCAACCUCACGACGAAGGCGGGCUGGACGGCGCUCCACAUCGCGGCCAUGGGCGCCUUCAACGGCGUCGAGACGGCGACGAUCCUGCUCCUCGCGGGCUGCGAUCCCACGCUGAGAGACGAGAACGGCCACACGGCCUACGACGUCGCCAUCAACUCGCGCAACGUCGCCUGCGCCGCGCUCCUGCGGAAGCGGCGGCCCCAGUUCGCGGCGCGGAAGCGCGCCAUGAAGGCCUUCCAGGCCCAGUUCGCCGUCGUCGAGCAGCCGUUCCGCGCGCCGCCGCCCUACUUCGACACGCUGGACGGCGAGUACGAGCCCACGCCCGAGGAGCUCGCGUCGGACGACGACGACGACUCCUUCGACCCGGACGCGUCGCGAAGCGACGACUCGACGGACGCCGACGCCAUCGAGCAGCCCAGAUCCCUGAAGGCGCUCAAGGCGCGGAAGGCGUCCGCGCCGCCGCCGCCGCCCGACGGCGACCCGGAGCCCGCGAAGCCGCCGAAGCCCCUCGGCGGCGAGCCCGACGCCAAGUCCUUCGUCGCCGAGGAGGCGGCCUUCGACGCGGCGCACAAGAUCCGCAUGGCGCCGCCGCCGCGGGAGCUGACGAUCCCCGAGCACCUCAUCCUCGUCUACGCGAAGCGCAACUUCAGGGGCGCCCGGGGCGCGCACGUCAUCCACAACCUCCAGUUCGCCACGGAGGAGGCGGAGAAGAACCUCGCGCGGCGCCAGGCCCUCGCGGACAAGCAGGAGGAGGUCAAGCCCACGCACGUCAAGGAGAAGGAGGCGCGGAACCGGCUCUCGUCGAACUCGAACCGGCGCACGGUCGUCGAGGGCGUCGGCCAGAUCACGGCCCUCGCCGGCGGCGGCGUCGACGACGCCCGGGCCGCCGCGAAGCAGAAGCUCGCCGCGAAGGCUACAGCGACGUAA